Messenger RNA from Elaeis guineensis (African oil palm), 1335 nucleotides. Lineage: Eukaryota; Viridiplantae; Streptophyta; Magnoliopsida; Arecales; Arecaceae. The record is from RefSeq and is a predicted model, not a curated record.
AAUCCUUCCCACCACCUUUCCCCCCCAUCCCAUACCCUCCUUCCUCUCGCCCGACUUCUUCCAUCACAACUUUUUUUCUCAAACAUUGUCUCUCCCCCUUGUUUAGUCGAUAGCUAUGGGCACUUUGGUGGGCCAUGUGGCCCCUGGAUUUGGGUUCCUGCUAAUUGGGCUAUGGCACCUCUUCAACCACAUCAAACUCCACUCCCUCCACCCCAAAUCCUAUGUAGCACCCCCAUGGUUCCCCACCCCAUUCUUCCGAUACCUGGAGCCCAUCUUGAUCAUUUUAGGCAGCCUCGCCUCCAUCGCCAUGGAGCUCGUCAUCGGGCCGGAGGCCCACCAGCCGUUCGACACCGACGGAACCAUCCCUUCCAACCAUCUCCACAACUUCGAGCACGCCUCCAUCUCCCUCACCUUCCUCAUCUACGCCGCCUUCGCCAUCGCCUUGGACCGCGCCAAGCUGCGGCAGCGCGACGGCAUGACGCUCCUGCUGGGCGCCGUGGCGUUCGGCCAGCAGUUGCUCAUGUUCCACCUGCACUCCGCGGACCACAUGGGCGUGGAGGGCCAGUACCAUUGGCUCCUCCAGACGGUGAUCGUGGUGUCCCUGGCGACCACCUUGAUCGGGAUCAGGCUGCCGAGGAGCUUCCUGGUGAGCUUCGUGAGGUCGGCCAGCAUCGCGUUCCAAGGUGUUUGGUUUAUGGUCAUGGGCUUCAUGCUGUGGACUCCCAGCUUGAUUCCCAAGGGUUGCUUCAUGAACUUAGAGGAGGGACACAGGGUGGUGAGGUGCCAUAGCGAGGAGGCCCUGCACCGGGCCAGGUCGCUGGUUAACAUCGAGUUCAGCUGGUACAUGGCGGCCAUGGCGGUGUUCGCCAUGUUGGUAUAUAUGUUCUUGAGCAAGAGAUAUCCGGAGGCGCCAGAGUACCUGCCGUUGGUGAAGGAGGAGGGUGUGCAAGAGGAUGAUGAGGACCUGGAGUCACAGAAGAAGUUUGGGGAGUCUGAUAGCUUCGUUCAGAUAGGAAAGGGGAUGAGGAACUUGGAACUCGAGAGGUAACUGCAAGGAAGGGCCCCUUGGAUUAGGUUCCGUUUUCUUAACCAUCCUGUAUUCUUCUCUCAUCUAUUUGUUUAUAUAUAUUUAUAUUGCAAGUGUUAAAUGAGAUGGAAAGGUGUAGCUAGUGAAAGUUUAGGGGAUUCUUUGGUUUGGAGCUUUCUGUUGUUGAGAUUAAUCUGAAGUGGGGUUUGUGUUUGGUCCUCCUCUUUCUGAAAGAGACAGAUGGGAAGGUGGACUUCUUUUUUCCUUUUUUUUUAUAAAUAUAUAUUUGUGUGUGUUGUUAGUUGUGA